AUGUUCUGCAAAUGGCGUUCAGAUCGGUACACGGCGCUGCUACAAAUCAUUUCUGUAUUCGUCGCCCCCAUCUCAUCCAUCCUAAUCUCACGGUUCAUGCUGAACCUCCGACAUGUCUUCUAUCUGCAAUCCAUGGGAUGGAGCACGAGCGUGAUCGGCAACAUGGGCGAGCCACUCGAUCAUCACUGGUACUCUGACCCCUCAACGCAACCUCGAGUUCCUUCAGGGCGGCGACCAGUCCAGGCAUACAGCUGCAAGAACAUCAAACGCGACAAGAAGCUCUUCCGCCAGCUCGAGAGCGCAUACAACGACGAGGUCUCCAACUCGCCACCCGUACCGUCUUUCAUCGCGCUCGACGAGUCGACCGCGUUUGGGCCAAUGUCUGACCCCAACGCGCGCAAGACGUUCCACACCGUGAUCGCGAUGCUCAAUGUCGCCUACCCCGACCACGAGUUCUCAGACGUGAAGCCUAGCGACUUCCACCGGGAGGACCCCGCAGACGUGCUGAACUCACUCAGCACGGCGCUCCUCACCUACCGCGGCACCCACGCACCCCGGGCUUACUCCUCCUACCCACGCUCUGCACCUGGAAUGUUCCCCUCUUCGAUGCCGACGUCCUCGUCGCCCAUGGACUACAUGCGACAGAGCCCGAACGCACCUUCCAAGGCCGUCUCGGGCACGCACCCCUUCCUCUACCGCACAAUCGACGACGCAAUAGGCGUCGCCGAGUGCGAGGUCUACUCGUACGAACCAAGCAUGGUCGAGUUCGACCCGCAUGCCAACGACUACGACGACGACGAUGAUGACGUCGCCUCUGUGGCGAGGAGGACUCGGCAUCCUCCGAGGAAGAGCUGCUCUUCGACGCCGACCCUUAUGACGUCGAUGAGGCGGGCGGCCAGCCCUCGCACGGAUACCUGCGGAUGGGCGAAUGUCGCCCAGCAGUGGCGCACGACCUCCAGCGAGGAGUUCGUCUUCCGGAUACCCUCACCGACCCGCGUUCGCAUGCGGCGUCGCGGUCCUCUGCUGUGGAGCUGCCACUACUUCUUCUACAACAGGAAGCUCAAGCGUGUGCUGUUCAUUACCGUGUGGUCGCGUCGGCCGCGGAAUGCUCAGUGGUCAUCCGCAAACGAGGAGAUGGACGAGGAGGCUGAGUAUAUCUCGGGGGCGAGCGUUUCCUAG
Molecule: messenger RNA, 1179 nt
Organism: Fomitopsis serialis
Lineage: Eukaryota; Fungi; Basidiomycota; Agaricomycetes; Polyporales; Fomitopsidaceae
Product: Maf1 regulator-domain-containing protein
Exons: 4
Coding region: 1-1179 (392 amino acids)
Biological process (GO): negative regulation of transcription by RNA polymerase III
Cellular component (GO): nucleus
Molecular function (GO): RNA polymerase III core binding
Source: RefSeq, a predicted model, not a curated record